Molecule: messenger RNA, 627 nt
Organism: Hordeum vulgare subsp. vulgare (domesticated barley)
Lineage: Eukaryota; Viridiplantae; Streptophyta; Magnoliopsida; Poales; Poaceae
Exons: 1
Coding region: 165-407 (80 amino acids)
Source: RefSeq, a predicted model, not a curated record
CACCUCGGCGCUUCCCCACACAAACAUCUCUCCCACGAUCCAUCCAGUCCACCACCGCAGGGUUUGAGAAGCCAAGCCAAGCACAGCCACCGUCUGCUGCUUUCUUGCUUUGCUUUGCUUGCUUCUCUUUCUCUGCGACCAGAUCCUCCCACCGUCUCGUCCCAAUGGCCGCCGUCUCCGCCAAGCUGUCCGUCGCUCUCCUGGCCGCGGUGGUGCUCGUGGCGCUCGUUGCGUCGGCGGCGGGCAGGAUCGUGGAGCGGGAGGAUGAGUUCUUCCUCGGCAGCCUCGCCCCCUCGCUCGCCCCCGCGCCUGCACCGGCGGCGGUGCACGGCGCGGCAGGCGCCGUCGCGCCCGGGGCGUGGGCCGUGGCCGCCGUCGUCUCGCUCCUCGCCUUCCUCGCUCACUGAUGCGUCGUUGCGCUGAGGACAGUGACGGGUGCCUGGCUUCUUGGGAGAUGGGGUCCUGCAAUCUGAAUUGCGGCGAGUCGCGUCUGUUUGUUUCGUUCAGUUUAGUUGGUUGGUUAGACUAGUAGUAGUGGUGAUCUCUGCAGUCAUGGUUAUCUCUCUCUUUUGCCUGUAUAAGAGAGAAAGUAUGUUUUAAAUAAUAUUAUUUAUUGAUUAUUCUUUA